AUGCGACUGAUUGCAAGACAAUGUCGCGCUUUUCGCAUGCAACGUUUCCUAUAUAACGACUCGCAGGCGGCAAAAGUGGCGAAUUUGGGGGACAUGACUGAAUAUCUCAGCUCAGAAGCUAUUCCUCAUCUUUUGAAUAAACCAAUGUGUUCUGAGAGGCUGGAUCCGCAAAUAAGUCUCAGACUAUUUCCAACGAAUUACGCAUAUCUACCCAGAGUUCACGGACUCGCCAGCUACAGGAAUGCCAUGUCUCUGCUAACGUCGAUCGUCCGGAGUUUUGUUCUUCACCAGAACUGUAGUCUGCAUGUGACCGGGGUUGAGACCAUAAGUGGCAUCAGUAAGGGACAACGCUACAACAUGAUCACCGGGAAUGACAAGAUCGUGAUCCAUUGGCGAAGUUGUCGCAGCGAGGGCGAAAAUUUGGAUUCAGAAACCGGUUUUUUUCCGCAGGCGAAAUUGAAGGAUCUUGAUUCCGUGAAAUCGUCAUCUGGAUCCACGACAGAAACGACAGACACGACUACCGCCUCUUCCGAUCGGGAACUAUUGAACCACCUUUUAAAUUCCAGUCACAAAGCUCUUCGUGGCUUGAAUCCGCAUCCAGCUACAAUUUUGAGCGAAUUGACGUCCCAGCUGCGGUAUCCACGCAUUAUUCAUGGCCUCUUCAUAUUCGAACUUAAUCACGACAACACCAAGGUUUUGGUACACACCAUCGACAACGUGGAAAUCUCAGGCAAACGAAAAAAACAAGAGACUGGAGCUCUGGCAUGCUGA
Lachancea meyersii CBS 8951 is the source of this 771-nucleotide messenger RNA. Lineage: Eukaryota; Fungi; Ascomycota; Saccharomycetes; Saccharomycetales; Saccharomycetaceae. The record is from the annotation of a GenBank genome assembly.